Messenger RNA from Racocetra persica, 171 nucleotides. Lineage: Eukaryota; Fungi; Glomeromycota; Glomeromycetes; Diversisporales; Gigasporaceae. The record is from the annotation of a GenBank genome assembly.
UCUGAUCGAUAUCAACAAAAUACCUUGAUUUUUAUAAGUGCACCAUCUAAAGCUACUGAGCUCUAUGUAAAAAGUUUUGUAAGUCAAUUAUUAACAGAAAAAGAAUUUGGAAUUCUAACGAUUAAACUUACCAGAAAAACAGCCAACAUUGUGGUUAUAAACAUAGAAUAA